This is a messenger RNA of Protopolystoma xenopodis, 753 nucleotides long. The record is from the annotation of a GenBank genome assembly. NCBI's taxonomy places the organism in Eukaryota, Metazoa, Platyhelminthes, Monogenea, Polystomatidea, Polystomatidae.
AUGUUUGGCAGUAUACUUUGCCUAUUGCUGCGUCAGGCUCAGACGACCCCUUGGCUCUUGGAUGAGGCCAGGCAAGACGGCUUUACUGCUCUUCAUUUGGCCAUUCUGAAUGAUCACCUUGGAAGCAUUGACCUCCUUCUCGAGGCUGGUGCCUCGCCAAAUAACCUACCCAGUCCAAGUGAGCUCGUCAGCGCCAAUAACAGCAGCCUCUUGUCGUCCGACGGCGCGCCAUUGCAGCCCGGCUCCUCUACUGCACAAAGUGACGGCAGUCCCUUUUAUUGUGGCGACCUGUCUGCCGCCGCGCUCAGUUUGACUCCGCCGCCGCCGCCUUCUCCGAGUCCUCUACAGCUGGCUGUGCAUCGUGGCGACCCAGAGGUUCCGAUACCCUUUAUCCAUCAUGCGAAAGUCAGUUCACUGGACGCCUUCGACCCGAGUGGGCUCAUCAGAGCCUCGUUGAUUUCCGCCAUCGUUACGACGGCCGGGAGCACUUCAUCUUGUGGACUCACCUCUCGUCUGGACAUCUCGCUUAUCCCCUUUCUGGCCUCCGUCGCGCGAAUGCUCGUCCGAAUGGCGGAUACUCUGCCAAUGCAGGAGACCAGCCCGGCCCGACUGCCCGCCAGCACGUUCGAGCAUGGCCUUGCCUCUGGGUCCAGCUGCCUGAGCAGUUGCUCUUCUCCGCCCUGCCCCGACGGCACACCGCCCUUCAGCACACCAGCAGCCCCGACGGCGUCGACUCGGUGCGACGUCGCCCUG